This is a messenger RNA of Penicillium griseofulvum, 1638 nucleotides long. Its product is annotated as MDR family MFS transporter. NCBI's taxonomy places the organism in Eukaryota, Fungi, Ascomycota, Eurotiomycetes, Eurotiales, Aspergillaceae. The transcript has 3 exons. The record is from RefSeq and is a predicted model, not a curated record. Gene Ontology annotation, biological process: transmembrane transport. Gene Ontology annotation, molecular function: transmembrane transporter activity. The coding region runs from base 1 to 1638 and encodes 545 amino acids.
AUGGCGACCUCAACCAUGACAGAGGUCAUUUCCCUCGAACAGCAACAGCAAAAUCAACCGCCUACGGGAUCGGAACGAAUAAUUGAGUCUCUUAACAUCGAAUCUACCCAAGACAGAGAACCCAACUAUCCAACCGGCAGCAAAUUUUGGUUCACAAUCACCUCACUAUGCGUGGUCCUUAUUCUCGGAGGAUUAGACGCCAACAUCGUCGCCACAGCCGUGCCGAGCAUCACUAACCACUUCCACACUGUUGCCGACGUGGGAUGGUACUCGUCUGCAUUUCGACUGUGCACCUGCGCAUUCCAAUUUGGGUUCGCGAAGCUUUAUAAGCUCUUCUCAAUCAAGACGAUCUUCUUGAUAACCAAUGUGAUCUUCCUCGUCGGCUCUUUGCUUUGUGCUACGGCUGCUACGUCGACUAUGUUCAUUGUAGGGAGAGCAGUCGCAGGUCUAGGAUUCGCGGGUGAGAUGGCUGGGUGUUUUGCAGUUGUGGUGCACAUUAUGCCACUCAGCAGACGCCCAGUGUUUGCGGGUUUGAUGGCGUGUGUGGAAUCGCUUGCGAUCAUUGCGGCGCCUAUAGUAGGUGGUGCAUUGACACAGUCUUUGGGUUGGAGAUGGUGUUUCUGGAUCAACCUUCCAAUUGGCAUUCUAUCGCUAGUGACCAUGUUUUUCCUCUUCUCAGACCCAAGAACCCGUCAAGAGGACGACCUGACACUGAGUCAGAAAAUCAUAGAGCUGGACCUCGUUAGCAACUGCUUGUUCAUCCCAUCCCUAACGGCACUCUUUGUCGCGCUGUCUUGGGCGGGAACAAAGUAUCCCUGGUCAGAUGGGAAAGUGAUUGCAUUGUUCGUUGUAUUUGGUGUGCUACUCGCCGCUUUUGUAUUCAAUCAAUAUCGACGAGGAGAAUCGGCAGCACUCCCUUUCCGUAUCAUCAGAAGCCGAAGUGUCAUCGCCGGCUUCAUCUUCACGACGUGCACCAAUUCGAUGACGAAUGUCUUGGAGUGGUACUUGCCAACAUACUAUCAAGUUGUUCGAUCUAGGUCCCCAAGCGAGAGCGGGUAUCUAAUGAUCCCCAUCCUCGUUGGUAUGAUGCUCGGGCUCUUUCUCCAGGGCAUCGGCACCACCACGUUUGGCUAUUAUGCCCCCUUUAUGAUCUUCGGCUCCGUGUGCAUGCCAAUUGCCGCGGGCUUGAUGACAACAUACGAUCUCCACACAUCCCUAACCAAGAUAAUCCUCUAUUCCGGAUUCGUAGGCUUCAGUGGAGGCAUCGGCUUCCAAGCUCCCCAAGCGGCUGUUCAGACAACUUUGAGUGCAGCAGAUGUCAACCUUGGAAUCGGGGUCAUCUUGUUCGGGCAGAGUAUGGGCCCAGCGGUGUUUAUCGCUAUUGCGCAGGUGAUAUUCACGAAUCAGCUGUCAUCAAAUUUGGCAGACGUUGUACCAGGAUUGACACCUGCGUCUAUUGAAGAGCACGGACUUGGCGAUAUUAAGAAUGGGGUUCCUAUGCAGCGGUGGGACGAGGUCUUGGGUGGUAUUGAUCGGAGCUUGACCCAUACUUGGUACCUUACUAUCGCUUUGGCCUGCACGACAAUGGUGGGAAGUCUUUUGGUUGAAUGGCGCUCGGUUAAGCAGAAGAAGUCGUGA